ACCUGGGUUCUUGGGGAUUCAGAGCUGUUACUGUGGGGUCUUGGAGCAGAACCUGUGCUCUGAGCUCCAGCUUUUCCUUGUCCUCAGCCUCCCCGAGGUGCUCUCCACAAGAUGGCAAUCUUCCCUGCCAGUCUUCCCUUCCCAGUCUUCCCUCCCAGUCUUCCCUCCCUUCUCAGGCUCCAUCACCUGGGGCUGCCGACAGCACAGCUCAGUGUGGAAGUGUUGGAAUGUGUUCCCUCAUCCCCAGCCCUCUGCUUUUUGUCACAUCCUCUGUGGGGACACGAACCUCUGCUUGUCCUGGUGUGUGCCACCAGCCCCUGCACACCUUGGGAUGUCCCUGGCUGCUGGGGGAGCACUGGCUGUGUCCCACGGGCAGUUUGGGAUGUCCCUGGCUGUGGGGGCUGUGUCCCACGGGCAGUUUGGGAUGUCCCUGGCUGCUGGGGCUGUGUCCCACGGGCAGUUUGGGAUGUCCCUGGCUGCUGGGGCUGUGUCCCACGGGCAGUUUGGGAUGUCCCUGGCUGCUGGGGCUGUGUCCCAUGGGCAGUUUGGGAAGCAGAGCUGUGUCCCUGCCGAGGGCUGGCAUGUGCCAGGGCUGGCAUGUGCCAGGCACACGGCUCUUGGCUGUGUCCCCCAGGCUGGCACGGGGGCUGCCUUGGCUGGUGGGAGCUGGCAGCCCCUGUGAGAGCAGGCAGAGCAGCUCUGUGGCUGUCCCUGUGUCCCCAGCUGGCAGCCAGCAGCCGGGGGAGCCGGGUUGGGCUGCAGCAGGAGCUGCCAGGGCCCCGUGCCCUGCCCAGGCUGAGCUCUGCAGUGUUGCUGCUGCUGCAUUCCUGCCUGCAGCCUCUGCCCGCGGCCUCGUGGCGUCUGCCGGGCUGGGGGCUGGCCUCGGCUUCCCAAAAGCUGCGUGGGGAGAGGCUUUUCUCCUGGAGAGCUUCCAGCCCACUGCUUCCAUCCAUGUGUGCCCGGCCUCCCUUCCCUCCCUGCUGGGCUCACGCCGCUCCCAGCGCCGGGGCAGGGCUGCUCCAGCUGGCAGGAGCUCUGUCCCUCCUCCUCCUCCUGCUCCUGCUCUGGUCAGCAGCUCUGGGGGAAGCUGGGCUCAGCUUCCCAGCCUCAGCUUUCCAAAUUCUCUGCCUGGAAGGCAGGAAGCACCGGCAGAUGAAAGGAGAGGAGAGCCAGUGGGGAUGGAGACACUUCAAAGCUGCUGCUGCUGCCCCAGGGCUGGCCCGUGGUGCUCUCUGCCUGCAGGGGCUGGCAGGGAAGAGCCCCUUCCCUCCCCCAGAGCCCUGGCAGGCGGCACAGAGCAGGAGUGGGAGGCUGGAGGGGAAGAGCUGGCACCGAGGCAGGAGCUGGCAGGAGCCAGGCUGGGCUUGCAGUGAGCCAGGAGAGCAGGAGGUGCUGCCCUGCCCUGCCAGCAGCACUGCUGCUGCUCCCCCCGUCCCCAGGGACAUGUUCCUGCUGGGAGCAGGGAACCGGGCAGCGUUUGGCCUCCCUGCAUCACUUCCAGUAAGAGCAGCUGGGGUUUUGCCCUGCGGGCUCUGCUGGAGAAGCCUUUGGUGUCGCAGGCUGGCAGUGGGACAGAGUCAGCCCCGGUGAUGACAGGGCUGGGGAGCCUCAGUGCCAUACCCACAGCCACACGUUGGUGUUCUGAGGGCUUUUACUCCGCUCAGAUCCCAUUGUUCCGUUUGGCAGAGCAGGGAAAAGCACACACAGACCCUGAUUUUCCCCUCUCUGUCCUUUAUCCUCUUUUCCUCCCCUGGUUGUGUCCCUGCCUCUCCUCCCAGGGCUGAGAUCUCAUUAAAUUUCAUUAAUAUCUGUGGCAGCUGAGGGUGGGACUGUGAGGGGAGCAGGGGCUGUGUGAGGGAGCACACAGCUCCAAACUGCACCGACAGAGCCCAGGAUUCUGCAGGAUUUCUGGUGACACUUCUGCAAGGGAAGAAAAAUGAUAAUGGAUGUGGCAGAGGAUGGAAUGGAUCUGGGGCUGCAGCUGGGGGGAUCAAGUGAGAUAAAUCGAAUGACAAAUGCAUCUCUCAGUGGAGAUAAAUAUGCAGCACCUAUAAAAAAUAAAUAUUUUAGGAAGGGGGGGUGAGGGCAGGACGGGCUUCAGCAGCAGAGGAAUUGUUGUGCUGAUGGUUUCUUUGUGCUUUGGGGGAGGCAGGGAAGGUCUGGGCCUGAGUUCCCAUUUUUCUGGGCUGCUGCUGUGCUGGCAGCUGGGAUGUGCUGGAGGGAGAGGGACAGGGGAAGCCCCUGCUGCUCCUGGAUGGGGAGAGCUGCAGCAAACACCCCUCAGAGAGCAGUGUCCUGGCAGGAGGGGCUGGCUGGCACUGCCACCUCGGGAUGAACAGUCACACCCUCCCACUUGGCACUGACAGGAGGGACACAUCUCCCUCCCUUCCCUUUCCUUCCCUUUCCUUCCCUUUCCUUCCCUUCCCUUCCCUUCC
Motacilla alba alba is the source of this 2435-nucleotide messenger RNA. RefSeq names its product collagen alpha-1(I) chain-like. Bases 228 to 1373 code for a protein of 381 amino acids. The transcript has 2 exons. Lineage: Eukaryota; Metazoa; Chordata; Aves; Passeriformes; Motacillidae. The record is from RefSeq and is a predicted model, not a curated record.